Sorex fumeus (smoky shrew) is the source of this 1156-nucleotide messenger RNA. It is a transcript of the gene STAC3, whose product is annotated as SH3 and cysteine rich domain 3. Gene Ontology annotation, molecular function: protein binding. Bases 12 to 1097 code for a protein of 361 amino acids. Gene Ontology annotation, cellular component: extrinsic component of cytoplasmic side of plasma membrane. NCBI's taxonomy places the organism in Eukaryota, Metazoa, Chordata, Mammalia, Eulipotyphla, Soricidae. Gene Ontology annotation, biological process: positive regulation of voltage-gated calcium channel activity; positive regulation of protein localization to plasma membrane; skeletal muscle contraction. The record is from RefSeq and is a predicted model, not a curated record. The transcript is spliced from 11 exons.
CCUCUUGCAGGAUGACAGAAAAGGAGGUGCUGGAGUCCCCUAAGCCCUCCUUCUCAGCAGAGACUCGGCAAAGUGGGCUACAGCGGCUGAAGCAGUUAUUCAGGAAAGAGUCUACAGGGACAAAAGAGAUGGAGCUCCCCGAAGAGCCCCAGGCCAAUGGGGAGGCAGUGGGAGCUGGGGGUGGGCCCAUCUACUACAUCUAUGAGGAGGAGGAAGAAGAAGAGGAGGAGGAGGAGGAACCACCCCCAGAACCUCCUAAACUUGUCAAUGAUAAGCCCCACAAAUUCAAAGACCAUUUCUUCAAGAAGCCCAAGUUCUGUGAUGUCUGUGCCCGGAUGAUUGUCCUCAACAACAAAUUUGGCCUUCGCUGUAAGAACUGCAAAACUAACAUCCAUGAGCACUGUCAGUCCUAUGUGGAAAUGCAGAGAUGCUUCGGCAAAAUCCCCCCUGGUUUCCGCCGGGCCUAUAGCUCCCCUCUCUACAGCAACCAGCAGUACGCUUGUGUCUCUCCUGCCAGCCACAAUGACCCCGUGUUUGAAACCCUGCGCACUGGGGUGAUCAUGGCAAACAAGGAACGGAAGAAGGGACAGGGAGAUAAGAAAAGUCCUCUCGCAGACAUGAUGGAAGAGGAGCCAGAGCCUGCCAGGCCAGAGGACAGCAAACCCCAGGAUGGAAACUCUGAAGGGGUGAAGAAGGCAGAAAAGAAGACCACUGAUGACAAACACAAGCAGCCUGGUUUCCAGCAGUCUCAUUAUUUUGUGGCUCUCUAUCGGUUCAAAGCCCUGGAGAAGGAUGAUCUGGAUUUCCCGCCUGGAGAGAAGAUAAUAGUCGUGGAUGAUUCCAACGAGGAGUGGUGGCGGGGGAAGAUAGGGGAGAAGGUGGGAUUUUUCCCUCCAAACUUCAUCAUUCGCGUCCGGGCUGGAGAGCGUGUACACCGCGUAACAAGAUCCUUCGUGGGAAACCGAGAAAUAGGGCAGAUCACUCUCAAAAAGGAUCAGAUUGUGGUGCAGAAAGGAGAUGAAGCUGGUGGCUACGUCAAGGUCUACACGGGUCGCAAGGUGGGGCUAUUCCCCACUGACUUCCUGGAAGAGAUUUAGGCAAGCAAGACACCUGCCGGCCAAAUUCACCCUUGCCCCGUUCUGGGCAGGUCCAGUGG